Molecule: messenger RNA, 879 nt
Organism: Arachis stenosperma
Lineage: Eukaryota; Viridiplantae; Streptophyta; Magnoliopsida; Fabales; Fabaceae
Product: dehydration-responsive element-binding protein 2F
Exons: 1
Coding region: 1-852 (283 amino acids)
Biological process (GO): positive regulation of DNA-templated transcription; response to stress
Cellular component (GO): nucleus
Molecular function (GO): DNA-binding transcription factor activity; transcription cis-regulatory region binding
Source: RefSeq, a predicted model, not a curated record
AUGGAUACUACCAAGAAAUCCCCCUUGAAGCCAUGGAAGAAGGGUCCAACACGAGGGAAAGGCGGCCCCCAGAACGCUUCGUGUGAGUAUCGAGGUGUUCGCCAAAGGACUUGGGGGAAAUGGGUUGCUGAGAUCAGAGAGCCAAAGAAGAGAACCAGGCUCUGGCUUGGUUCUUUUGCCACGGCCGAAGAAGCCGCCAUGGCUUAUGACGAGGCUGCACGGAGGCUCUAUGGACCGGACGCGUAUCUUAACCUUCCCCACCUGAAACCGAGCUCCAACUUUCCCAUCAAAUCUGGGAAAUUCAAAUGGAUGCCAUCCAAGAACUUCAUUUCAAUGUUCCCUUCUUGUGGACUACUCAAUGUGAAUGCUCAACCUAGUGUUCAUUUAAUCCAUCAGAGGCUUCAGCAGUUUAAGCAGAAUGGGGUUGUGAAUCAAUCUCCUAGUUCAUCCAAUGAUCCAAAGGGUGAAACUAAGAGUGUAAAAGAAAGCAAAGUUGAUGCAGAAGAAGAUCCUCCAGAGGAGAAAAACACUCGAGCAUCAUCGGAGGCGAUGCUUGGAGAUCUUCACGAGAAGCCACAGAUAGACCUUCAUGAGUUUCUUCAGCAGAUGGGAAUACUGAAAGCAGAAAUACAGGAAGAAAGAACCGAUAGCUCGGGGAGCUCGACAGUGCCUGAAGCUGCAUCGUGCGAUGACUAUGCUCAACUAGGCCUGUUUUCUGACAACAGUGUUAACUGGGAGGAACUGAUUGGGAUGCAUGGAAUUGCAGAUUUUCCAGAAUCUGAAUCCACCCAGUUGGAAGCAUAUGAAACAAAUUAUGAGCUUGAUUUCUAUUCUUCCAUCUGGAACUUCUAAGAAACUUACCUGGUUUUUCGGAAAAGA